This is a messenger RNA of Closterium sp. Naga37s-1, 8166 nucleotides long. NCBI's taxonomy places the organism in Eukaryota, Viridiplantae, Streptophyta, Zygnematophyceae, Desmidiales, Closteriaceae. The record is from the annotation of a GenBank genome assembly.
AUGGAAAAAGAACGCUCGUCGGAUUUUACCUCCGCAUUCGCCUCCACCAAAUUCUGCUCAUAUCCAGCCUAUUCCUACCUACCACGACCGCACUCCACCGCAUCAGCAUCCAUGUCUCUCGUCUCCGCUCUCAACCACGAACCCAUGCUAUCCGCUCAACACUCCACCAUGACCCCUUCAUGCAGCGUCGUCCCCCAGGACGGCUCCUCCGCCUGGCCCGCCUCCGCGGCUGCAGCCGCUGCUGCAGCGGCGCAAGCGCAGUCCCACGCGCCCAUGUGGGCCUCUUCGCCAUUCCACUGCCAAGGGCUUCCGCCUCCCGCACCCAACGGCUCCGCGUGCUACUCGUUCCCCGGAGCUGAGCCUGCGCCGCCCAUGUUCACGUUCCCGCAGUUCCGCCUGACGAACACUCUCGCUGCGGCGCAGCUGAUGGAAGCGGGAGCUUCCGCCUCCGCCGCUGCUGCCGCCGCCGCGACCGGAUCCGAUAGCAAGGGCAAGCGGUUGAACGAGAAUGCGUCAGAGGCGUUGAGCAAUCCGGCUCUCGCGCUUCGACCGCGGAAGAGAGGACGUCCUUCGAAGAAAGACCGUGCUGCAGCCGCGGCGGCAGCGGCGGCGGCGGUAGCGGCAUCGCAUACCGCUUCUGCAGCUGCACGGACUGCGUCCGCCGCGAUUGGCGCAGCCUCUCCCGCCGGCGGUACCUCUGCGGCUUGUAACCCGCUGGAACAGGCAGCUGCUGGCGUUACUGACGGCACUGGCGGUGCCACUACCACGGACCAAUCCAACCUAACCACGAGCCAGCCUGGAGUCUCCGAGCGAAAAAUGCCGCAGCUUUUACCGCGUAUGCCUGCCUCCGCCACUUCGAUUCCCUCCGCCGGGUUUCCGCCCAUGCACAUGUCUAUGCCGUACGGCGCGAAUCUGAGCGCGACGCCUAUGCACCCGUCGAUGUUUUCCGGUGGCCCGUAUGCUGCGGCGGCAGCGGCGGCCGCGGCGGCUGCGGCUGCGGCAAUGGUUGCGCCUGCCACUGGCGCCGCUGGGCCGUGUUCUUCGCUAGGAUCGUUUUCGCAGGUCAUGUACGAAGCUGUACAGCAGCAGCAGCAGCACCAGCAACAACAGCAGCAGCAACAGCAGCAGCAACAACAGCUUCAGCUGCAGCAACAACAGGCCCAAAUCAUGCAGUCGCAAAUGUUCGCAGCAGCUACGCCUCUUAGCGCAUCGGCGGGGAACGCGCCGCCGCCUGUCCUUGGUAUCCCUGUUCACGGUUAUAAUAUAUUCUCCUUGGUCAAACCGCUCGAGAGCACCCUACGCACGCCGUCCGCGAGCUUGCCGCAAGCUUCCGCUCUGAAACCCGCGGUGUCCGUCGCCAACGGCGCAAAUGGCGGCGCCGCUAACGAUGCCGGUUUGUUACAGGUUCAAGAGCAGCAGGGCAGUAGCGGCGCUGUGAAACCCUCCGCGGCGGCUGCUGCUGGUGGGGCGGAGAACGGCGGAAAGGAUGGUGACGCUGCUUCUCCUGGCACUGCCGGUCGAUCGUCGCUGACUUCUGAAGUGUCUCCCUCUCCAGAUGCGAUCCCAGCCAUCGAUUGGAUGCUCGGGCAGAUGAAACGUUCGAUGGGUCAGCCGAAAAAGGAUUCCGCUGCAGCAGCUUCGAGUGUGGUGGCAGAGCACGGAGAUGAAACCCCUGCUGCAGCGGGCAGUGGUUCCGCGGGUAGUGGCUCCGCUUCCGCUUGGCUGCCCGUUCCCCGGUCGCACAGAUCUGCCCCUCCCCCCGAAACAAUGGAGUGGACGCAGCAGGUGGAGAAAUGGACGAAAGGAAGCAAAGAGGAGCUUCUAAGGUUGAACGGAGUGGUAGAGAGCAUAGCGGUCGUGCCAGGGACGGCAGUACCUGACGCAGCAGGCUGGGUGGGGACUGGGGGAGGUGGAUCUAACUCCGCGGUUGGUGGGGGGAGAGGAGCAGGGCGAGGCGCGGCAGGGGGAGAGGGGCCCGGGAGAGGAGGGAGAGGGAGGGGAGGACGCCAGUCGGGAAAGAGAGAAGGAAGAGGUGGUGCGGGGAACGCUGCUGCUGCUGUUGGUGGGAUUACAGGAGACCCGAGUGCGGUGUUGCAGGGCGCUACUGGUAGUGGCAUUGGAAACAACAGCAGUGGCAGCAGCGGUGGCAUGGGGUACAGUGGGCGCAAGGAUGCGUUGGUGCUGACGUUUCGAGAGGCCAAGGUGUCCGUGGUGGAGUUUGAUGAUGCGGUGCAGAGGCUUAAACGGGCCAAGGUGUCUGUGGUGGAGUUUGAUGAUGCGGUGCAGAGGCUUAAAGUCAGCCAAGCCAGCUCAAAAACCUAUCCUGUAAGCUCCGUCGUCCUCCUCCACCGUCCCGUCCUCCCGAACCUCCAGGUGCGGGAUUUUGUCUUCUUGUCCGAGCCUGGAGACCCGAUAGUGGCGGUGCUGUGGGAGGAGGGCAGCGCGUGGGCGGGGAGGCUGGGAGGGUCCUCCCCUGCUGUGCUGGAGGCGCGCUUCUCCUGUGCUGUCACCUUCCUGCGAGUGUCGCUGCACACCCGCUCGCACCUCAUCCUUGGGACCACCAAGGUGAGCAUAGCAGCAGUGCUGUGGGAGGAGGGCAGCGCAUGGGGGGGAAGGCUGGGAGGCUCCUCCCCUGCUGUGUUGGAGGCGCGCUUCUCCUGUGCUGUCACGUUUCUGAGAGUGUCCCUGCACACCCGCUCGCACCUCAUCCUUGGAACCACCAAGGCCCGCUUCUCCUGUGCUGUCACGUUUCUGCGAGUGUCGCUGCACACCCGCUCACACCUCAUACUUGGGACCACCAAGGUGAGCAUAGCAGCAGUGUUGUGGGAGGAGGGCAGCGCGUGGGCGGGGAGGCUGGGAGGCUCGUCCCCUGCUGUUCUGGAAGCCCGCUUCUCCUGUGCUGUCACCAUCUUCCUUUCGACUCCUACAGUCUCUCCCCCGCCACCUUCCCCCCAACCUUCCCCUCUCCCCUCCCUCUCCUUCCCCCUCGCUCCACCCUGUCUUGCAGCUUCUUCCGUUCGACUCCUACGCUCUCUCCCCUCUCCCCAAUAUCUUCCCCUCUCCCGUUCCCCUUCCCCCCCACUCCACCCUGUCUUGCAGCAUCUUCCGUUCGACUCCUACGCUCUCUCCCCUCUCCCCAAUAUCUUCCCCUCUCCCGUUCCCCUUCCCCCCCACUCCACCCUGUCUUGCAGCAUCUUCCGUUCGACUCCUACGCUCUCUCCCCUCUCCCCAAUAUCUUCCCCUCUCCCGUUCCCCUUCCCCCCCACUCCACCCGUCUUGCAGCAUCUUCCUUUCGACUCCUACUCGCUCUCCCCCGCCCCCUUCCCCCCUGGGGGCCUGCUCGUCCUCUCCCCCCACUCCCUCCACUUCUGCUCCUCCUCCUCCACCUGCCACCUGGCGCUCAACGAUUCGUCGCCGCCCGCGCUGCCAGAUGGCACCGAGAUCCCCCGUCCACGUCAGCAGCCGGGGCAGGCGCCACUGUCCGUGGAGCUGGAAGCAGCCCAUGCCACGUGGCAGCCUGUGAUUGGGCCAUCUGGGGGGCCGGUUGGAGUUGGUGGGAGCAACAGCAGUGGGAGCAGCAGCAGCAGUGCUGUUGCGUUUCUUGCGAGUAAAGGCGGGGCGCUGGUGGUGGUGAAAGUGAUGCACGAGCCAAAGGCGUCCACGUUCCGCUUGGACCUACUGCAGGUUCGGGCCACUGUGCAGGCUUCGGGCAUCCUCAGCCUCGGCCCGAACCUGCUGUUUGUGGCCAGCAGGCUCGGCGACAGCAUGCUCAUUCGCUACCGAGCCAACGAGCAAGGACUGGAGAAGCAGCGAGGGGCCAAGCGCUUGAAAGCAGACGAAGCCUCUGAUGGCGAAGCUGGUGCAGCAGCUGUUCCUGCAGCUCCUGCUGAUGCAGCUGCUGGUGCGGAGGAGGAGGAGCAGUCACAGGAGGGAUUCUCCUUCCGUGUGUGCGACUCGCUGCUCAACAUCGGUCCCAUCCGAGACCUCGUGCCCGUCCCGGCCUUCCCCACGCCCACUCCUCAGAAGGACCAGCAGCAGCAGCAGCAGCAGCAGCAGAUGCUGGUUGCAUGUAGUGGGCAUGGGAAGAACGGUGCCCUGUCCGUGCUGCUGCAGCGAGUGCCACUAGAUGUGCUCACACAGGUACUGCGUGGUGCUGGGGACAGGCAGCUGUGCCUGUGCCCGAUACAACUCGUGCCUUCCGUUCCUCCCUUGCUCCCUUCCCCAUCACAGGAGGACCCUCCCUUGCUUGGGAAGGAGGAUCUGCCCGGCUGCUGUGGCCUGUGGACUGUCUAUGGCUCUGAGCUACCCUCCGAAGCAAGGGACGGAGGAGGAGAUGGGCUAACAACAGCAGGGGAGGCAGGAGGGACGGUGGGAGGGGAAGAGGGAGCAGGGAAGGGAGGAGUAGGAGGGGUUGAGGGUGGUGAGGAGGGGUGUGGAGCAGGUGCUAUGGAGGUGGAGGGAGGGAGUGGUGGUGGUGGUGGAGAGGGGGGGAAGGGAGAUAGAGGAGGCAAUUACCAUGGGUUCCUUGUGUUGGCGUUUGAAGGGCAAAGCAUGGUGCUGGAAACAGGUGAGCUGCUUCGGGAGGUGCUGGAAACAGGAGAGCUGCUUCGGGAGGUAUCAGCAGAAGUGCUGGAAACAGGAGAGCUGCUUCGGGGGGUGUCACCAGAAGUCAGCUUGAUCACCGAUGCACCCACCCUCCUGGCUUCCAAUCUCUUUUCCCGCCGCUGCAUCCUCCAAGUCACUCCCUCCCUCCCUCUUCUGCCUUUCCCGCCCCAACCGCAGGUAUUAGAAACAGGCGAGUUGCUUCGGGAGGUAUCAGCGGAGGUCAGCUUUAUCACAGACGCGCCCACCCUCCUGGCCGCCAACCUCUUUUCCCGCCGCUGCAUCCUCCAAGUCACGCCCUCAGCCGUCCGAUUGCUCGCCAGCUCAGCCAGCCUGCUGCAGGAGAUGCUGCCACGUGGCAUGUUGUCUGGGGUGGGGGAAGGGGGCGGGGAGGGGAUGGAGGAGGGGAAGGAGGGUGGAGAGGACGUGGAGAUUGAGUCUGCUGACGUGGCGGAUCCAUAUGUCAUGCUGCGAUUGGUGGAUGGCCGAUUCGUGCUGCUAGGCCCAGAUGGGAAGCAGGGGUCCGGCAAGACAGGGGCGAAAGGAGAUGAGGAGAUGGGGGUGAAGGAGGAGAGGAGUGAGGAGGGGAGGGAGGAAGGGAAAGAGGUUGAUGUUGAGAUGGAUGGUGGCAGUGGUGCUGGGAGUGGUGCUGGGAGUGGUGGGGAUAAGGGCGUGGGUGUGAAAGCAGAGGAGGAGGAGGUGAAAGCAGAGGCGAAAGAUUCAGAGGCAUCAAAGAAACCAGAGAAGGAUGGAGGAGCAAGCGCAGUAGCAGCACACACGCCUGCACCAGUUGCCACCUCCCCGUCAGCGCCUGAUUGGCCGAAGGUGUUCGCUGUCGAUCUGCAUGUGUCCGUCAACCCCGUCACCGGGCGGCUAUUUUUGUUUGUAGUGCUUUCAGACGGGCGGCUGCUGGGGUUCAGAGCGUUCUGCCCCUCGGGAGCCUCCCCUCGAGAUGUGAUUGCGGCGAGCGUGACAAUAGCGGGGGAGCGUGGUGCGAGGGUGGGAGGGCGAGCAGGGGGAGGAGGAGGAGGGCAGGGGAUGGAGGAGGGGGAGACUGGAGGAAGAGUAGGUAGCAUUGGGGUAGGUGGAUUAGGGUUGGGUGGAUUAGGGGUAGGUGGGUUGCGGUUUCAGAGGGUUUGUUUAGAGGAGGAAGAGGCAGGGAUUCAUGAGGUGGAGGGGGAGGAGGAAGAUGAGGAGGAGAGGAAAGGGGAGGGGGUGGUGGGGAGAGAGGCAGGUGCAGGUAAUGGGGGUGGAAGGGGAGAGGGCAGGGUGAAACAGGAGGGAGGCGAGAAUGGGGAAGGCGAGAGUGGGGGAGGUGAAAGUGGGGGAGGUGAUACUGCAGCAGAAGAGAAGGCGCAGGGGGAGGAGGGUACGGAAGGGAGAAGGAAGGCUGGGAGAGCGAGAAAGAAGAUGCUGUUCCCGUUUCAAGGGGUGGGGCUGGAGGGGAGUGGAGGAGGGGAUGGAGGCGGGGGUGUGGGUGGGAGGGGUAAGGGUGGUGGUGGUGGCAUCGGCGGUGUCUUUGUGGCUGGGAGCAGGCCGAGAUGGCUGAUGCUGUUGCGAGACAGAGUGUGGAUGCACCCCGUGGCUAAAGAGGCAGCAUCGAGCGUGGUAGCAAUGGCACCCUUCCACAACGUCAACUGCACGCAUGGCUUCCUCCUCAUUUCCUCUCUCGGCGUGCUCUCCAUUUGCCAGCUGCCGCCCCUCUUCCAGUUCGACAAUGCGUGGCCGUUGAAUAAGAUUCCACUGCGCUCAACCCCUCACUCGGUCACACUUUCUCCCGAUGCAGCUCAUCUUUUCCUCGUCACCUCAACCCCCGUGUCCCGCCCUGUCUCUCAAUUCCUCGUUCCUUCCCUAGAAGACCCAAAGGAUCCCUCAACCGCAGCACUAGGCUCGGCCGGACCUGGAGGCCUGGGGGCUCCAGGCACCUCCGGCACAGGCUCGGAAAAGGACGCCGAAGCAGUAGCUAUGGUUGACGACUUCCAGCUUCGGGUGGUAACCUGCCCGAGCCUGGAGGCCCCGAGCCGGGCCCUGGAGGUUCGGCAGAGCUUCGAGUUCCAGCCGUUUGAAGCGGUGACAAUGGUAAAGUCAGUGGUGCUGAGGAAUCGCAAUACUGGGCAGCUGCAGACGCUGCUGGCAGUGUGUACGACGUUUAUAACAGGGGAGGACGCACCUGGGAAAGGCAGGAUCCUGCUCUUUGAGUAUAACCCUCUCGCAACGGCUGAUGGGGAUGGUGCUGGUGCGACUGCAGCAGAUGCCGAGGGCAAGGCAGCUGGUGGAAGCACUGGCAUUCCCUUGCUGAGGGAGCACUAUUCGAAGGAGCCCAUAGCGGGCAGCAGCCAAAGAGGCAGCGUGGCAGCACUCACGGCGCUGCAGGGCAACCUGCUGCUGGCGGUGGGGAGGCAGCUGGUGCUGUACGCGUGGAACGGGGUGGAGCUAGAGGGAAUCGCUUUUCUUGAUGCUCCCCUCUAUGUUGUGUCCAUGGCAACGCGGGAAAGGGUUGGUUUAGAGCUGCAGUGCUGUGCAGGGUUGGGAAAUCUGCUGCUGGCGGUGGGGAGGCAGCUGGUGCUGUACGUGUGGAAUGGGGUGGAGCUAGAGGGGAUAGCCUUCCUCGAUGCUCCCCUCUACGUUGUUUCCAUGGCAACUGUGAAGAGCUUCGUUAUAGUUGGGGAUGUGCUAAAGAGCGUCUACUUCCUGCAUUGGAGAGAAGAGGGCGCUCAGCUCACCCCAACCACCCUCCCCUUCCCCCCACCCCCCUCUUCCUCCCUCCUUGUGUUUCAGGUGAAGAGCUUUGUGAUUGUAGGGGAUGUGCUAAAGAGCGUUUACUUCCUGCACUGGAGAGAGGAGGGCGCUCAGCUCACCCUCCUCGCACGCGACUUCUCCUCUCUUCCGAUUACAGCCGUCGAAUUUCUCAUCGACGGCUCAGCUCUCGGCCUGCUAGCAACCGACACAGCCAAGAACCUCCAAGUCUUUGCUUACUCCAAAUCCAUUGAGACACACAUGGGACAGAAGCUUCUGCUCAAGGCAUCUUUCCAUACAGGAGAGGUGCUCUCGAAGGUUCUCCGAUUGCCGCUGCCUCCUCCUCUUGCCAUUGCAUCAGCAGGAGGAGGAGGAGGAGGAGGAGGAGGAGGAGGAGGAGGAGGAGGAGGAGGAGGAGGAGGAGGAGGAGGAGGAGGAGGAGGAGGGGUGGGAGGGGGGGUAGGGCAGCAGCAGAGGAACCCAGCGGCGGCAGCUUCGGGCCGAACCAACAGGUUCGGCGUGCUGGCAGGGACGCUCGGGGGGGCGAUUGCGGUGGUGACCCCAGUUCCAGAGCUGGUGUUUCGGAGGCUGGAUACGGUGCAGCGUUACAUGGUAACCGCAGUGGCGCAGACGGCAGGGUUGCACCCGCUGGCGUUCCGGGCGGUUCAGGGGGUGGGGAAGGGGCAGCAGCAGACUGGAGUGGAGCGAAUGAUUGACUCGCAGCUUCUUGCUCAUCAGCAGCAGCAGCUAGCAGAGGACAUCGGCUCCACGUGUCCCAUGGUGCUGCAGAACCUCCGAGACCUCGCACACAACGCCAUGCUCUUCUAG